Fukomys damarensis (Damara mole-rat) is the source of this 934-nucleotide messenger RNA. It is a transcript of the gene Csrp3, whose product is annotated as cysteine and glycine rich protein 3. NCBI's taxonomy places the organism in Eukaryota, Metazoa, Chordata, Mammalia, Rodentia, Bathyergidae. Gene Ontology annotation, biological process: sarcomere organization; cardiac muscle contraction; muscle tissue development. The record is from RefSeq and is a predicted model, not a curated record. The coding region runs from base 104 to 688 and encodes 194 amino acids. Gene Ontology annotation, cellular component: nucleus; cytoplasm; Z disc. The transcript is spliced from 6 exons. Gene Ontology annotation, molecular function: actinin binding; structural constituent of muscle.
GCGACAGCCUCUAUAUAUUUAAAGAGUUGAAGAGCCCCCUCCUACUCAGUGAGCUGACAGAGAUCACACGGAUAGACUUGACCUUGGUCAGGGAGUCUUCAGGAUGCCAAACUGGGGAGGAGGAGCGAAAUGUGGAGCCUGUGAAAAGACGGUCUACCACGCGGAGGAAAUCCAGUGCAAUGGCAGGAGUUUCCACAAGACCUGCUUCCACUGCAUGGCCUGCAGGAAGGCUCUGGACAGCACUACAGUAGCAGCUCAUGAAUCAGAGAUCUACUGUAAGGUCUGCUACGGGCGCAGGUACGGCCCCAAGGGGAUCGGAUACGGACAAGGUGCCGGCUGUCUCAGCACUGACACGGGCGAGCACCUCGGCCUGCAGUUCCAACAGUCCCCAAAGCAGGCACGAUCAGCCACCAGCAGCAACCCCUCCAAGUUUACUGCGAAGUUUGGUGAGUCAGAGAAGUGCCCUCGAUGUGGAAAGUCAGUCUAUGCUGCUGAGAAGGUCAUGGGAGGUGGCAAGCCUUGGCACAAGACCUGCUUCCGCUGUGCCAUCUGUGGGAAGAGCCUGGAGUCCACGAAUGUCACUGACAAAGACGGAGAACUGUAUUGCAAAGUUUGUUACGCCAAAAAUUUUGGCCCUACAGGCAUUGGGUUUGGGGGCCUCACACACCAAGUGGAAAAGAAAGAGUGAAAGGAGCGUCCUUCCUCACUUUCACAGCAAAAGGCGUUGCCAAGUGUUCCUGUGCUGAUGACAUUUUCCCCCAGAGCAGCCUCGUUUGUAGCUGGACAACAUUCUCUUCAGAACCAAGUGAGGGGACAAAAAACAACAUAACACAAAACAAAACAAAACCUUGGAAGAAGAUUAUUUAAAAUUUAAUCUGUAACAAAUGCUUUAUUAUUUACAAUUAUUGGAGUGGGAGAGGCAAUAAAUGUUUUA